Punica granatum (pomegranate) is the source of this 1932-nucleotide messenger RNA. NCBI's taxonomy places the organism in Eukaryota, Viridiplantae, Streptophyta, Magnoliopsida, Myrtales, Lythraceae. The record is from RefSeq and is a predicted model, not a curated record.
CAGCCUCCAUUAGUGGCCGGCCGCCUCGUCCUUCUUCCCUUUUUAAGUACUCUACCCUGACAUUUCUACUUAGUUCUAUUCUCUCUGAUCAACCUCCUCUCUUAUGGAAAACACCAGCCUCGGAGUUUGCCUGACCAAAUAGUCCGGUGAAUCGAUUUUCCGGAUCAGUUGAAGGAAGGGCUAGCACAGGACGGAAGAUGGACAGGCUCAUAAGCUUGGAGCCGUCAAACAUAGUCGUCAUCAGGAUCGAACCGGCUGGUCAGAAGUGUUGCGGUGAGCUCACUUUACGCAAUGUUAUGUACACGAUGCCGGUGGCGAUCAAGCUCCAGCCGAUGGACUGUGCGCGUUACACAGUCAAGCCGCAGUCAGGAAUUAUAUCUCCCCUUGCGACCCUGACGUUGGAGAUCACUUACCACCUCCCGCAGGGUUCGCCCCUCCCCCAGACGUUCCCGCAGAGCGAGGACUCGUUCCUCCUUCACAGUGUCGUGGCACCCGGCACUUCCAUCAAGGACCCCACUUCGAUGCUCAAUGCAGUCCCGAGCGACUGGUUCACUGCAAAGAAGAAGCAAGUGUUCGUUGAUAGUGGACUCAGGAUCAUGUUCGUGGGGUCGCCGGUCCUUGCCCAGCUCGUGAGGGAUGGCAGUUCCUUGGAUCAAAUCAGGGAGGUCUUGGAGAGGAGUGACACGGUGUGGAAGGCUGCCGAUUCGGUAGAUUCGACUGAGGGCGAGACGCUGCUCCACCUGGCCAUCGCUCAGGGCCGAGCAGAUCUCGUCCAACUGCUCCUCGAGUUCGAGCCGGACGUGCAGGUUCCAAACCGUUCUGGGUCGACGGCGCUUGAGGCAGCUUCUGCAUCUGGUGAGGCACUGAUUGUCGAGCUCCUGCUCUCUCGUGGGGCGAGUAUUGAGAGGUCUGACACGUCUGCUCUUGGCCCGACUCACCUCGCGGUGGCCAAAGGACACUUGGAGGUUUUGAGGCUCCUCCUACAGAAGGGGGCUAGUGUGGAUGCCCUAACAAGAGAUGGCAGCACGCCACUCCACCUCGCCGUGGCCGAGCGGAGGAGAGACUGCGUGAGGCUUUUAUUGGCCAGUGGUGCCAAACCGAACGUACAUAACUCCGAAGAUGGAGAUACGCCGUUGCAUAUUGCAGCGAGUUCAGGAGAUGACAACAUGGUGAAGCUCCUAAUUCAAAAGGGAGCCAACAAGUAUGUCCGCAACCAGACCGGGAAAACCCCGUAUGACUUGGCAGCUGAGAAUGGCCAUGUCAGGCUCUUUGAUGCCCUCCGCCUCGGGGACGCCCUGGGCCUUGCGGCGAGGAAAGGGGAGGUAAAAGCCAUGCACAGGCUUCUCGAGAAUGGGGCGGCCAUUAAUGGCCUGGACCAGCAUGGCUGGACGGCCCUGCAUCGGGUCUCAUUCAAGGGGCAUGCUGACGCUGUCAAGGUGCUGAUCGAGAAAGGCAUUGACAUUGACGCCAAGGAUGAGGACGGUUACACAGCCCUGCACUGUGCAGUCGAAUCGGGUCACAUGGACGUCAUCGAGAUGCUGAUAAAGAAAGGAGCCGACGUGGACUCACGAACUAGUAAGGGCAUUAGUCCAGUGCAGAUUGCCGAGUCCCUAGGUUAUCCCGGGAUCACCAGGGUGCUCACUCAAAACGGAGCAAGCAAUGAAGGGAUCGGGUCGAUAAAAGAAUGGCGUGGUCCAGUUUCAAUUUCAAGCCGGAUGGCAGCGCAGCGAGAGGCGAACAGUGGCGAGUCAAAGAUGAAGAUGCAAAAACAUCGAAAAUCAACUGUUCGUGGAAGCUUUGAUCGGUCCGCCGUGCCACUCUCCUUCUUAUAGCCUAUUGGUUGGUCCAAACAUAACACAACUAGGGCUCAAUUUCUUACACAUUUGGCUCAAAAUUCUCAAUUAUAUACUUGUGAGUGAAAAGUUUUGUAUA